GGUAAACUCGACGAAGCCCUCGACUCACACAAAUCCAUGAUGGACGCCAUCGACGACAUUGCGAAGGCCAGCUGUCUCGAUUGGUCCAACGAGUUCAAGGAGAAAUGCAGCACGCUCGCUGCGGACAACGACCGUAUUCUUGGUGUAUGUACCCCGUUCCUCACCUCUUUCGCUACUAACCAUUAUGCAGGCGGAGAUCCCCGGGCAAGAACAAGAUGGCUAUGAUGCAGAACCCAAUUUUUUCCAAGGAAUGCAUCAACAUUCUCAGAUUUCCAGGCCAAGACUUCAACAGCGCUCUGGGCGCCUCAAAAGACUCAGGCUCGCUAUGACGAGAAGCCCUCAGGAAGCUCCUGCACCUGCACCACCCACCACCUCCCCACCAGUCGCCGUCACCACCACAACCAAAACUCACUUACGAUACCUAUUCACCCGGUCACCCCAUCAUGCAACGCCGCCCGUUGUUGAUGUUCCAUUCGCGAAGGCUAAAGAACGUAAUGCUGCUGCGGGUGCUCCUGGCCCAGACCCGGACAUCGUACCUGAUGAAUAUCUCGAUACUACUGAACCGGACCCUGAUACGCAACAGCAACAGCAACCACACCAGCAAGCAGUUGCAGUACAUAUAGACCCUGGCGAACAUGGAGGCGGGAAGUCCUGUGUCUGCUGCUAACAUGUUUCGAUGUCCGUCGGACAUUUAGGUUAUACUAUCACUUGUAUUGUAACAUAUUCAUACAAUCAAACCUCCUGUAGCUGGAUGAAUAUAUACGUUUAGAGG
Molecule: messenger RNA, 772 nt
Organism: Suillus plorans
Lineage: Eukaryota; Fungi; Basidiomycota; Agaricomycetes; Boletales; Suillaceae
Exons: 5
Coding region: 185-667 (160 amino acids)
Source: RefSeq, a predicted model, not a curated record